Molecule: messenger RNA, 7443 nt
Organism: Epinephelus moara (kelp grouper)
Lineage: Eukaryota; Metazoa; Chordata; Actinopteri; Perciformes; Serranidae
Gene: adamts10
Product: ADAM metallopeptidase with thrombospondin type 1 motif, 10
Exons: 27
Coding region: 399-3791 (1130 amino acids)
Biological process (GO): extracellular matrix organization; proteolysis
Cellular component (GO): extracellular matrix
Molecular function (GO): metalloendopeptidase activity
Source: RefSeq, a predicted model, not a curated record
GAAGAAGUUGAGUCUCCUCAGUCACCCGCCGGCGCCGCCUCCUCUCCGCUCCGCUGCGGAGGACAGAGGACAGACUCACAGCGGAAACUUCUGCACGGGGACACGGGGAAGAGGGGAGUCUAAACCUGCUGCUGAGCCCCUUGGGAGAUCCGUCCAGUUUUUUCUUCUACUCCUAUGAGGACUCAUCCAGGAUCCAUCACCACUCGCUGAUCAACACACUGUAGAGGCUGCUAUGUCUGUCUGAACCCGCACAUCUUCCUGCAGCCAUGGCCCAACAGAGCGCUGAGCUGUCCCACUGCUAGGCGACGGGGCAUCCGAGAGGGCAGAAGACAUGUUGGGACAGAGGCCCGGGGACGACUGCACUGAAUUCUGUUACUAUAGCAACUACUGUAGUAACCAUGGAAACGCUAUGGAGGACUGGUCUGGUCUGCACUGUCAUCGUCAUUAUGGUUGCCACAGAGGUCGAAGGAGGUCACCGAGAUGAGUUCGCCCAGUCACAAGCUGCCUUCCUGUCCAGUCUAGGCCAGUAUGAGAUUGCCAUCCCAGUACGUGUAGGACCUAAUGGAGAGACGCUGGACGCAGAAACGCUGCAACACCACAGAAGAAGAAGACGCAGCACUGAGGACAGACUGCCUGACUCUCUCUUCUACCAGCUGUCCACGUCACGCAACAACUUCCUGCUGAACCUAACGCUGCAGGGAGGCCUGUUGUCCAGGCAGUUUAGGGUGGAGUACUGGAAGAAAGGUCGAUUAGCAUGGAGUCAUCCUUACUCUCCUCACUGCCACUAUGUAGGACACCUCCAGGACCAGCCGCACUCCAGCAAAGUGGCCCUGAGCAACUGUAACGGCCUGCAGGGGGUGAUUGUUGCAGGGGGAGAGGAGUACCUGAUUGAACCCCUUGUCUCACCAGAUAACCAAACCAGGACGGAGAGGGGGGAGAGAGCAGAGGGGCGCCCCCAUGUGGUUUACAAGCGGUCAUCGCUUCGCCAUCAGUACAAGGGCCAAUCCUGUGGAGUCAUUGAUGAGAAGCCAAUGAAAGGCGCCUCAUGGUGGCAGCGAACUCUGAAGACGCCUCCCCAUCAUGUCGGACGCGGCCAGCUGCCUCUGAAGCGCUCAGUUAGCCGUGAGCGCUACGUGGAGACGCUGGUGGUCGCUGACAAGAUGAUGGUGGGUUACCAUGGUCGCAGAGACAUCGAGCAGUACAUCCUGGCUGUCAUGAAUAUUGUUGCCAAACUGUUCCAGGAUUCUAGCCUGGGGAAUGCAGUCAACAUUGUGGUGACACGGCUCAUCCUGCUCAUGGAAGACCAGCCAACACUGGAGAUCAACCACCACGCAGGGAAGUCUUUAGACAGCUUCUGUAAGUGGCAGAAAACCAUCCAGCACCGCAGCAGCUACGGUAACGCCAUACCAGACAACGGGAUCGCUCACCAUGACACUGCUGUGCUAAUCACCAGAUAUGACAUCUGCAUCCAAAAGAACAAGCCCUGUGAAACCCUAGGUCUGGCUCCUGUUGGAGGGAUGUGCGAGCCAGAGAGGAGCUGCAGCAUCAAUGAGGACAUCGGCCUGGGAACAGCCUUCACUAUCGCCCACGAGAUAGGACAUACGUUUGGGAUGAACCAUGACGGUAUGGGGAACGCCUGCGGGCCCCGCAGCCAGGAGACCGCCAAGCUGAUGGCUGACCACAUCACAAUGAAGACAAACCCAUUCAUCUGGUCUGCCUGUAGCCGGGAUUACAUCACAAGCUUCCUGGACUCAGGUAUGGGCUCUUGUCUGAACAACGUCCCCCCCAAGCAGGAGUUUGUGUACCCCACCACAGCGCCGGGUCAAGCCUACGACGCAGACGAACAAUGCCGAUUUCAGUACGGUGUCAGAUCUCGACAAUGUAAAUAUGCGGAAGUCUGCAGUGAACUUUGGUGCAUGAGCAAGAGCAACCGUUGCAUCACCAGCAGCAUUCCCGCUGCGGAGGGAACCAUCUGUCAGACCAACACCAUAGAGAAAGGGUGGUGCUACAAGAGGGUGUGUGUGGCGUACGGGACUCGUCCGGAGGGUGUGGACGGGGGCUGGGGUCUGUGGUCACCCUGGGAGGAGUGCAGCAGGACCUGUGGAGGGGGAGUCUCCUCAUCUAUCAGACACUGUGACAGCCCCAGGCCAACUAUUGGUGGAAAGUAUUGUCUGGGGGAGAGAAAGCGCUUCAGGUCCUGCAAUAUUGAUGAGUGCCCUGCAGGCUCUCGAGAUUUCCGUGAGAUUCAGUGCUCUGAUUUCGACAGCGUUCCUUUCCGGGGAAAGUUUUACACCUGGAAGCCAUACAGAGGAGGUGGGGUGAAAUCCUGUUCUCUCAACUGCCUGGCAGAAGGAUACAACUUCUACACAGAGCGUGCUCCAGCUGUGGUUGACGGCACACUUUGCCGAGAUGACUCUCUGGAUGUGUGUGUAAACGGAGAGUGUAAGCACGUUGGCUGUGAUCGAGUCCUCGGUUCGGACGUUCGCGAGGACCGCUGCCGAGUCUGCGGGGGUGACGGGAGCCGCUGUGUGUCUGUGGAGGGACUCUUCAAUGACUCACUGCCUGAAGGAGGUUAUGAAGAAGUGGUCAGAAUUCCCAAAGGAUCCGUAUUUAUCCACAUACAAGAACUCAACAUCUCCCUCAACUACCUUGUCCUGAAGAGUAAAGGGGACCAGUACUUUAUCAAUGGGAAGCUGACCAUUGACACUCCACGCAGGUUCGACGUUGCCGGCACCACCUUCCACUACAGGCGACCCACUGACGGACCAGAAACUCUUGAAGCUCUGGGGCCAACAAACAUAACCCUGAUUGUCAUGGUGCUGGUGAGGGAGGAGAACCCAGGGAUCCACUAUCGCUUCAACCCUCCACUGAACAGGGAACCUCUGACUGGGUUUGCCUGGCACUACAUCUCCUGGUCACGCUGCUCAGCUCUCUGCGCUGGAGGUGUGCAGACCCAGCAGGUGGUGUGCAGGAAGCAGGCAGAUCAUUCAGUCGUCUACAACCACUUCUGUGACAAGAAGAGCAAACCCAAAGAGAAGAGGAGAUCCUGCAAUACUGAGCCCUGCUCCCCAUCCUGGUGGACAGGAGAGUGGUCGGAGUGCAGCCGCAGCUGUAACGGCGGCCUGCGAACACGGGACGUGUUAUGUAAAAGGAGGCUCUCCGUGACAGAGGAGAAGGUCCUGGACGACUCAGCCUGUACAUCCUCACGUCCUUCUCUCACUGAGCCCUGCAGCAACCACAGCUGCCCCCCUGAGUGGCUGGCCCUGGACUGGUCAGAGUGUACGCCCAGCUGUGGUCCUGGUUAUAGGCACCGUGUGGUCUUGUGUAAGAGUGGCGAGAGCGGUGACAACCUGCCAGAGUCCAAGUGCCCCAAACAUGGCCGACCCACCUCCAGGGUGCGCUGUAACCUGCAGCGUUGCCCUCCCCCUCAGUGGGUGACGGGUCCCUGGGGAGAGUGUUCUGCCAGGUGUGGUCUGGGUCAGGAGAUGCGCUCGGUGCAGUGUCUGACCCACACCGGCCAGCCGUCCAAUGAGUGUCUGGAACAUCAGCGGCCAGCAGCCAUGCAGCAAUGCAAGAGCAAAUGUGACCUCAGUCUGCCCAUCAGUACAGACAACCCCGAAGGCCAAAUGACGGGAGGAUUAUUGUCAUUCCAUACAAGUCGUAUAAGUCUGAACAAUAAAGAGUGUAAAGAUGUGAACACUGUGGCCUACUGCCCCCUGGUGCUCAGGUUCAAGUUCUGCAGCCGGCCAUAUUUCAGACAAAUGUGCUGCAAGACCUGCCAGGGACACUGACGCUCACAGCAUCCCAUCUCUGGGUCCUGUACACACUCACAGUAAGCCUGAUACCCUCCCACUGAGCCUCGUAACAGCAGCCCUCACACUCCCUCUAUCAGAGGAGUGUGAGAUCGAACUGGGACGGUGUCGGACUGACACCUGGUCCCGUAACUGUUAAAGAGGGACCUGUAUUUUCCAGCAAGAGUCCAGCACAAACCAGACGCCUCUCCGGGCCGAGCUGAGUUUUACAUUCCACUGGAGGGAGGGCUGCUGAAACCUGGAGAGACCGAGAGAGAGGAGAGAUUAACUUCGCUCCAUCGUCUGUCUUUCUAAUGAUCCCUCUGUUGUAAUAUUUUGGUGCUACUAUAUUUCUCUUUGGCCGCAGGGCUGGUCGCAGUACUCUCUUAAACCUGUAUGUUAACAGGUGAUAUUUGUUUAGUUAAAGAAAUCCACUUUGUAAAGAAAAUGAUUUUCCAGAUAUCUUCGCCCAUGAAAAGGAAUAUCUUAUGCUAUAAAAUGAAAGAUUUGUUUCUAUGUUAUCUAAUAGUUGUUACUUGACCACAUUGUUGUAUGCCGUUGCUUCGUUCCGUAUCAGUGUAUCCAUCAAGUCCUCGCUCUUAUUCAGCUGAAGUAUGAGCAGAGUUUGAUUUGCACAGAGUGUCAGCAGUCCGAGGACUUGUGUAUGUUAUGUUUUCAUGUGAUUUGACUUGAUGUCUCUGUGGAAGCUAUAAAUGUCUCACUGCAGUGAACCUGCCGUAGUCUUGCCAUUUACGUUAGUUUGCUUAAAUGUUAUCACCUCUACAGUAAAACAGAGCUUCGUGCUGCACAGAGGCUUUAGCGAUGUGAGCAAAUCCAGUGCUGAAUCGCCAGGACAUUUUCAGAUUAUAGGAUGUUAUUUUGUGGCUGCAGACUGCGGCAGCUCGUGCAUAAAGUCUUCAAAAAGGAACUUUUAACAGCUGGGCUCAGUGUCAUUAUCUGACAAUCCCUCAGCGCAGGGCCUUGCUGUUAAUUUUUUUUUUUUUUUUUGGUUUAUUUUUGCCAGAUGUUACCACUCAUUCCACAGUGCUAGUAACUUUUACUGUGAGUGGAAAUUCAGAGCAGAGUGACACACAGUUGAGUCAGCUCUGCCAGCAGGAACAGGCCCAGUGAGGAGGAGUGAAGACCUCUGACCACACUGCUUUCAAACUGCAUUUUAUAGUAGGAGUGCUAAUCUGAGGAUGGAUUUACACACCCAUAAAAUAUCUGAUUUCUUUGAGGCUGCUGUGAAAAGAUUUCUGCAACAUUUUUUUUUCUGAAUUAAGCUAAUUUAAACUCAUCUCUCUUUUUGUGGCCACAUGGGGGCAGCAGAACAAGUUGUAAACACAACAUAUCACCGUUUGAGUUGAUAUGGCAAACUUGUUAGCAAACAGUUGCUUAGUUACACAUCCAGCAGUGACAGUGUGUCAGUCCACCUUGAAAUUAAGUCUACUAGUCUUUUAGCUUGGUUUUGGUCUUCACCAACUCCUGUGGGGAAUAUCUGUCUCUUUAGCUGCUAGAUGCGCCUUUAUGUUCAAAUCUCCAACUGUGUGUGUUGGCUGUUUGGUGCUGAGCAGGUAGCGUAAUAUUGCUUUGUAGAGCUUUUUCUAUGAUAAUGGCUGCCUGCUGCAGGCAAUAACGACACUAUGAGAGCAGUGAGAGUGAUUCAGAACAGUUAAGUUGCGGUCAGACAGUGAAACAAUGGGCUUGAACUCAAUAGAAAGCUCCAUAAAGUUGAGAAGAGCUGUAGAUUUAGGUGAUAAUUCUCUGUAAAUUCAUCACUACGAGCAGCCUCUUUCACAGUCUAAUGGCUUUCACAUGAUUUGAGUUAUCCUGAAAUCAAGUCAGUGUAUUUUCUUUCUCAAAAACAAGAACCCAGAUAUUAGCCGCAGGACAGCACAGCAGUUAAAUGAUUUAUUUAUGCACAGAUGUUUUGGCUCAAGUGUGCGAACUGGAACCUGUGUGAAACCGUGUCAUCUUUUUUUCCUUUUAAAGAUAGUGAUGUGAUCAUGUCACCCUAAGGUCACACCUUUCCUGCUCUUGUACAGGAAAUGUGUCACCUGACCGAAAUGUGUUUAGUGCUGAUUUCAUUCAAGAUUUUCUUUUCUUUUUUUUUCACUGAGACAGUUUUUGUUUAAAUGCAGUUUCAGCUGUUUCUCCAUCCUGAACACUUUUAGAAAUGCUGCCUCAGAGAUCAGUCAUCACUGUGACGUCCACUGUGCUCUGCCGUGGCCAGUCUUUUCUUCACACACGCUCACACUGAUCACCGCUGACAACAGCUACAUGUCACAUCAUUUCAUUGUUAAAGAAGCUACAGUUUGGUUUUAUGGGGAUUAGCUGCAAUGUUGUUCCUUUUUUCUUGUGGUGCUUUGGUUUGGAUUGGUGCUAUUAGUUCACUGUUGUUGUCAAUGUUAUCAUUUUAACAAAUUGUGCUUUUAAUUAUUUAGAAAUCGAGUUGAGCCUUUUGUAAUAUUACCGAUCUCUUUGGGUUUCUUUGUUAAUUUCAGUCAUAAUUUAAGCUUUUAAUUUUCACUCCCUGGCUUGGUUGAAGUGGCCAAUAUUCCUCCAAAAUCCCCAAAUGCAGCUCACUAUGCAAAUUUUAGUAUUAUGUCAGUUGCUGUAACAAUUUCUGAUGGGGCAAUGUACAAAAUAUUGGUAUUUCCGAGCACUCUUAACAGUUGUGGGAUUAUAAAAAUAACCUAUUUUGGCAGCAGUAAACACACAUUUGAUUUUUUUGAACACCUGAACAGCUUUUGGUUUAUCAGAUUGUGUGAAGGGUCUCAGAAAAUUAAAACGUCUGCUCAUUCAUCCACGUGGAGCAUGCAAACAUUAUUUAAUUUAAAGAUUUCAUACAGUUUUAUUUGUAUGCCAUCAGCUAACUCACCCCUGCAGUUUUCAGGACUGAACAGGUUGAAACACAGUUUGUAUCAUUUUCAGUUGCACAUAAAGUUUCAAAAGAUUUUUCUGUUUCAGUGUCUGAAGGCAUUUCUUUUCUGUAUCUGCCUGUGCCUAUAAUAAAGGUUCACACUGAGAAGUGAGCCUGUUUUAUCUGAGUAAAUAAGAGGGACAGUACCGGUAAUUGUUGUUUUGUUUUGUCACAUGCUAAUUAUAACAUGACAUGUACUGUAUGUUGUUCAAUGCUAUAGAAGAUGAAUCCAUUUGUCCCCCAUGUACAUCUUUUUAAAAGGAAAUAUUAAAUUGAUUAAACAUGGCGCCUUGUUGAUUUAAAGAAAUAAGAUUUGGUCGUUUGAACUCUCUGUCCUCAACUUGUGCGUUUGCUAAAAAGGCUCACUUCAGCUUCAAGACAGACUGCGAUCAUCAGUGGUCUAUUUCUAGGUCUGACAGACUUAACGGAAAAGAAGAAGCAACAACUUCUUCCUUUUGUCUGAAUGAGGCUGAGACGUCCAUCAUCGAUUGGAUGAAAAGGGGUCAGUUGAAUGUGUGUGUGUAUGUUCAUUUACUGUAUGUGUGCAUGUAAGUGUGUCUAUAAAGAUAUUAGAUUUAUGCUCUGUUUUACCCUUUGUAUGUACUGUCUUCAUCUCAAGACUAACACUGUUUAACAUGUUUCACAAAAACUUAAACAUGACAAAACACAAAAUCAUUAAAUGAAACACCAAAACUUGCAAAUGUUUCCAAAGUAGCAGCAUAAAAGACC